AUGUCUGAAGCUGCACGGACGGUAAUGAUCAGGAAUGUUUCUAAUGUUAUUCCUAUCUAUCAUAUGCAAAGCUUUAAACUACCAGAUGUUACCAUUAAGAAGUUGAAUUAUGCUCAACAAGCUUUCUGGAGAAAUAAGAAGACUAAUAAAGAUCUUCAAAAUCCUUCUCAACCAAAGCAAGGUUGUAGUGUUUCUCAUAAUUAUACACAUGUGCAUCAACUCUUCACGGUAGGUACGGCAGAGUGGGACAAAGAUCUUCUCAAUAUCUUAUUCAGUGUAACGAUAGUCGAUUUCAUCUUGUCCAUUUCCAUCCAUCCUGCACGGUCUGAUAGGAUGAUCUGGAUACUGGAGAAAAACGAGUCUUUUUCAGUGAAGUCUAGUUAUCAUAAGAUGAUGCAGGAGUCCUCUCUUUCUCAACCAGUGGAUAUAAGAAUGAGCAAAAUUUAUUGCAGGUUAUGGAAGUUGCCUACUUUACCAAGAAUUAAACACUUUUUAUGGAAGGCUAUUUCAGAUCUCCUCUCCACAAAAAAUGUUCUUGGUCCUGCUGUUGUUGGAGAAGAUGAUUCUUGUCCAAUGUGUAAUCUUCAUCCAGAGUCUGCAACUCAUCUGAUUAUGAACUGCACUUUUUCAAGAGCAAUUUGGUUUGCUACAUUGGGUUGGACUUCUAACUCGACAGGCUCCCUGCAAGAAUGGAUUGCAAGCUGGUUUGAUAUCUUGCAGAAUGGUUCCAUCAAAGAAGCUGAAAUAAUUAACAGAGUUAUUAUUGCUUGGAACAUUUGGACAACAAGAUGCAACAAAGUGCUUCAGCAGAAAAAUCCUACUCCUGAAGUGAUUAUUCAACAAUGCAAAACAUUGAUGGAUGAGCACACUCUCAUGACUUAUAACUCCCUUCAGCCUUCUCUUAGAGUUAAUCGUGUUAAUGUUCAUUGA
Papaver somniferum (opium poppy) is the source of this 930-nucleotide messenger RNA. RefSeq lists its product as uncharacterized. Bases 1 to 930 code for a protein of 309 amino acids. The record is from RefSeq and is a predicted model, not a curated record. Lineage: Eukaryota; Viridiplantae; Streptophyta; Magnoliopsida; Ranunculales; Papaveraceae. The transcript is spliced from 2 exons.